Saccostrea cuccullata (small rock oyster) is the source of this 1641-nucleotide messenger RNA. RefSeq lists its product as uncharacterized. The coding region runs from base 1 to 1641 and encodes 546 amino acids. The transcript has 5 exons. NCBI's taxonomy places the organism in Eukaryota, Metazoa, Mollusca, Bivalvia, Ostreida, Ostreidae. The record is from RefSeq and is a predicted model, not a curated record.
AUGACACAGCAUAAACUCCUAACUCAUAAGUUUGGGAAGGAUUCUUCAUUUAUUUGGGGGAAAAUGGACAAACUUCUUCAAGAAUUGACCUUUAUAUUUGCAACCUCUGUGUUGUCAAAUAUGCCUCAACUGGAAGAGCAUUUCCGGCAUGUGUAUCCAGUGCAUCGUGAGCAUAAAUACAGCUCUUACUGUGGAAUGAAAACUACCCAGUUUCCUCUUGGACUGUAUAAAUGCAAUGAAAACAAAACAGCAGACCUGAUGCAGCUGCUGAAAGAUCUAUCAGAGAAAUAUGUGCCACAGCGUGAUGGAGAAAUAGUGGAGGAGGUUUUUUUUGGAGGAGAUAGAUUGACAGAUGAGCGUGUUCAGUGUGCCCAAGCAGCAAUGAGCAAUGCAGAAACACCUAAGAAAAGGCUCGAGGGAUUCAUAUCAAAAACAGAAGACUUCCAUCGAUUAAUGAACUUCUUGGAAGCAAUAUUCAAAUUGACAUUCUCAACUGAAAGUGCACAAGACACUUGGACGGUUUACUACUACCGCAAUUUACUUAAUGCAAGAGACGUGAAAGGGAAAGUAAAGAAUGCAUAUCGUCCGCACAAGAUGUUGUACUACACCAUUCUGGAUGCAAUUUGUCUUCUAAUGUUUCUUGAAGAAUUGAAUAUUGAUGUAAAUUCAGAUAUACCCUUGCCUAGCCACUUUAACGACUUGACAAAUGAUGAAAAAAUACAGUGGUUGAAUGAAAUUUGCAGUAAAAUACUGAAGAAAUAUUUCUUUGAUGGCUCAUCAGAUGUUUGUGAACAGUUGCGUGAAAUUACAGGGAAUCCAGGUCAUCCUGAGAACUAUUGGGUACAAAAUUUUGAAGAUGGUCGAAUCCGAUGUCACUUUUGUCCAAAAACAUAUGCUUAUGUAGGCUCGUUUAAAGCUCACGAGAGUAAAGUGCACAAUGUCACCCUAGCAAAACAGUCCAAAGUGUCCAGAAAGAAAGAUACUAAAGCAGAUCAGCUUCAGGACUAUGUUGUAAUGCUUUUCAAGCUUGUGAUGCUGCAUAAGAACCUUGACAGUGCUGUGGACAUGGGAGAUGGUGAAAGAUCUGUAAGAUCAACUAAGUAUGAACUGCCAAUAUACAACAAGACCAAUAAGACAAAAUACAGCAUUGGAUCAAUUCAUCUGACGGCACUGACAUCUGGCUUACUUCCUGCAAGCCAAGAAGAAAGAUUGAAAGCAAACAGAUUCAUCAAUCUACAAGGUGGUCAAAAUAACAACAUAGCUCUGGAUGAAUUUGUCGAGAUGCAAAAUAGAGACAGCAAAGUAAUUUGCUCAGGGCACCAAACAGAGGACAGUAUUGUCCAGCAUUCGAAAGAGUAUCCACUUCUUAUUAACAUUGCAAAACACUAUGACAUUGUUAGUAGCAUUAAGGGUAAGAAGGGAUUCCAUCAUCUUCCUUCCUACAAACAGGACGUCAGAAAAAUUCUUCAGGAUCUCCAGGAGCUAAACAUUUUAGAACAUACCCCUAAGCGCAUCUUGAAGUGUAAAGGCCUGACCACUGAGAGAAAUCCAUUCAACAAUGCCUAUCAAGGGUUGUCCACCAUGAUUCAUCACCAUCGACCAUCAUUUCCCUUUCGCCGUCUGCGUAAUCCCCAUAUUUGA